AUGCUUGAAAUCUUAUAUUAUCUUCAGGGUCAUCAAAGCGUUUAUGUUGGAAUUGUUGGCGCAGGAAUAGGCGCGCUGGCAGCUGCCAUCGCGCUUCGUCGCGCAAGGGUGGCUGUCACUGUUCUAGAAGCUGCUGGGGAAUUGCUCGAAAUCGGAGCCGAAAUCCAAAUGACGCCAAACGUAUCAGUCCUCCUUCAGAGAUGGGACGUCGCCGACGUGAUCGAGGACAGCUUGGUCCAGAUCGAAGAACUCAACAUGCGUCGCAAAGAUGGCACCCUUGACGGACAUACGGAUAUACCUGUGGUUGAAAAGGCAUUGGGGAGACCAUGGUGGCUUGUUCAUCGUGCUCAUCUGCAUGAAGGUAUUGCGGUGACAGCUAAGCGGCUGGGAGCAGCGAUACACACCAAUAGCCGCGUCGUCUCGCUUGACCACCAGGCCGGGGGUAAGGUCACGUUUGAUUUGUGUAGAGGUGCGGAUGGCUUGAAUAGCAUUGUGCGAAGCACACUAUUUCCAGACGUGAGACCGGAUGCCAAAACCACAAACUGCGCAUACCGGGCGGUUAUACCGUAUGAACGUAUUCGCCAGGACUCGAUUGCGAAAGAGCUUAUUCAAAAGCAAACAAUGGAGGUGUGGAUGGGGUGUAAUGCCUACAUCAUUACAUAUCCCAUCAGUGCAGGCGAACUGUUCAACCUAGUUCUCUCACAUCAUCGUCCGGAGAAGGUGUAUGCUACGCAGCCAGAUGUCCCCACCGAGGAAUUGCGGAAUGAGUACAAGGAUUUCGACCCUCGAAUUAAGUGUAUCGUUGAUAUGAUCCAUGAAACGUCUCGCUGGGCCCUGUUAGUGACCGGGCCCUUGAAGUCAUGGUCUUCCCCCCAGAAAAAUGUGGUGUUGAUGGGAGAUGCAGCACACUCAAUGGUAAACCACAUGGCUCAAGGGGCUGCUACGUCUAUGGAAGACGGAGCAUUUCUCGCAAAGUGCAUCGGCGCCGUCGUUCAAGGAAAGCUGAGUCUCCGGAAGGCUAUAACUCUCUACGAAGUCGAGCGGAUGCCAAAGGCCUUCCUAAAACAGCAGGUUUCGUUUCUUAAUGGCGCCAUCUGGCGCUUAGCGCAUGGCCCUAAGCAGCAGGCCCGUGAUGCAGCUAUGGCUCCGGACCUUGAAAGAGAAUAUCAUGUCCGCAGCAGCAACAUUUACGGCGAUCCCCAGACAGUUGUGGAUGUUUAUGGAUAUGAUGUUAAAGUCCAUGCGGAGGAAGCAUUGGAACAUUUUACCAACGCGGAGAAGGAUGAGUAUCUAGGCACCGGCAUAGUUCCUGGCCUUGAGAAGUAUAUGGGUUGGUUUAUGAAGCUGCCUGCGAACCAGCCACACUCGAAACUUUGA
Aspergillus ruber CBS 135680 is the source of this 1377-nucleotide messenger RNA. Its product is annotated as FAD/NAD(P)-binding domain-containing protein. Gene Ontology annotation, molecular function: FAD binding; monooxygenase activity. Gene Ontology annotation, biological process: secondary metabolite biosynthetic process. The transcript has 4 exons. The record is from RefSeq and is a predicted model, not a curated record. Lineage: Eukaryota; Fungi; Ascomycota; Eurotiomycetes; Eurotiales; Aspergillaceae. The coding region runs from base 1 to 1377 and encodes 458 amino acids.